AUGCCUAUCGAAUCCGCUCAUCCCCCCGUCUCUAUCCCUCCAGUUGAUGUCUGGACAUAUCUCUUUGAUCGCACAGACCGCGAAUUCCCCGAGGAUCAUGUCGUCUAUGUCGAUGUCUCGGCACAGAAGCAACAUACACUGCGGGAUGUUCGGAACGCUGCCCUCCGCUUUGGCCAAGGCAUCCAAAGACAAUGGAAUUGGCGAAAAGGCGACGUGAUGGCCGUCUUCACCCCCAAUAGCGCAGAGAUUGCGCCCGUGACUUUUGGUACUCUCUGGGCCGGUGGUAUCGCGUGUCCGUUCAACAAUCUCUACACCGUCGGCGAACUUGUGUCACAGUUGAAGUCGUCCCAGGCCAAGGCCUUGACAACGCAUGUCGCAUGCGCCGAGGUCGCUCGCGAGGCGGCAUUGAUCGUCGGCUUACCCCUGGACCGGGUUAUCUUGGUCGGCCCGCGAGAUCCCAAAGGUCGAUUUCAGCACUUUUCGGACAUCCAAGCCUCUUCGGCCGACGCAGAGAAAGUCUCGAUCGAUCCAAAGGAGGAUCUGGCUUUCUUGGUGUACUCUUCGGGAACAACAGGACUGCCCAAGGGCGUCAUGCUGACACAUGAGAACAUCGUGACGAAUCUCCUGCAGGCCAUUGUGAUGGACAAGGGCCGGACAAAUUGGAGUCGGGAUAGAGUCAUUGGCUUCCUUCCCCUAUACCACAUCUACGGUCUCGCAGUGCUUCUGCUCAGUCCUGUUGAUCGAGGGGUGAGGGUCUACAUCAUGCAAAGAUUCGAGUUGGAGCCCUUCUGUCGCAUCGUCCAAGAGGAGAAAAUCACAAUAAGCUACGUCGUUCCACCGGUCGUCCUGCUCCUCGCCAAGCACCCGCUCGUUGGCAAAUAUAACCUGAGUUCGUUACGGAUGAUGCACUCGUCGGCGGCACCUCUCACAAAUGAUCUGGUGGAGAUGGUUCACAAGCGGCUGAAAGUGCCCAUCAAACAAGGAUAUGGCUUGUCAGAGGCGUCCCCGGGUGUGGCCACGCAGUCCUGGGAACAGUGGAACACGACAGUGGGCUCGGCCGGAAAUCUUCUGCCAUCGAUCUCCCUCAAAUGCAUGAACGACGGCAAGGAAGUGCCUCUGGGGGAGACCGGGGAGAUCUGGAUCAAGGGUCCCAACAUCUUCAAAGGGUACUACAACAACCCCAAGGCGACGGCAGAGUCCAUCACCCCCGACGGCUGGUACCGCACGGGUGAUGUGGGAUACGUCGACAAGGACCACAACAUCUACAUCACCGACCGCGUCAAGGAGCUCAUCAAAUACAACGGGUACCAGGUUGCGCCCGCCCAGCUGGAGGGGUUGUUGUUGGCGCAUCCGGCCGUCAACGACGUCGCCGUCAUCGGGGUCUACAGCCCGGACAGAGCGACCGAACUGCCCCGAGCUUAUGUCGUGCCGGCCAAGGGCUACAAAAGUGGACCAGAGCUGGAGAAGGAGAUCUGUGAGUGGCUGCACCAAAAGGUGGCGCCACACAAGCGACUGAGAGGCGGGAUCCGAUUUGUCGAUGCAAUCCCCAAGAGCAGCGCCGGCAAGGUGCUCCGCCGGGUCCUGGCUGAGCAGGCCAAGAAGGAGACGGCAAGGUUGUGA
Messenger RNA from Fonsecaea erecta, 1620 nucleotides. RefSeq lists its product as hypothetical. Gene Ontology annotation, molecular function: CoA-ligase activity. The coding region runs from base 1 to 1620 and encodes 539 amino acids. Gene Ontology annotation, biological process: secondary metabolic process. The transcript has 4 exons. Lineage: Eukaryota; Fungi; Ascomycota; Eurotiomycetes; Chaetothyriales; Herpotrichiellaceae. The record is from RefSeq and is a predicted model, not a curated record.